AUGGCGUUUGGAUGGCGGUUUGGUCAUAGCGAUAGAAGAGCAGGCGGCGGAAGCAAUUCGGACGUCGGGAACCUCGCCUCACCGGCACCCUCCAAAGGCGGGAGGAUCAUCCUCAUUGACGACGCUGCGCACCCCUUCUUCCCCACGAGCGCCCAAGGUGCUUCGCAAGCCAUUGAAGGUGGCGUCACUCUCGCAGUUCUGUUUCAGCUCGCAGGUAAGCAGAACGUACCAGUCGCACUGCAGGCUUGGGAGAAGAUCAGGUCAUGGGCGAGUCGACGCGUGACAAGUGGCAUCAUGCUCAGCUCGAGGACAAGGGCGAGAAGCUCGAUAUGCCACGACCUGCGUGGCUGCUCGCAUUUGA
Molecule: messenger RNA, 361 nt
Organism: Coniophora puteana RWD-64-598 SS2
Lineage: Eukaryota; Fungi; Basidiomycota; Agaricomycetes; Boletales; Coniophoraceae
Exons: 4
Biological process (GO): secondary metabolite biosynthetic process
Molecular function (GO): monooxygenase activity
Source: RefSeq, a predicted model, not a curated record